GCCGUACUUCAAUCUUUCAGUUUAGGUAAACAGGCGUGGUAAGCGUUUGGUUCGCCUGGAGCAAGGCAGUUCCAAGUCAUGCGAACUCCACAAUCUCAAACAUUUAGAUCUAUCCAAAUCUGUACUCGUAAGCCCUCAAUCAAAAACUGUUCAAAAGUGCUAAAAACAACAGCGCAACAAUUUCUGAUUCUAGAGUGCGGAAUACGAAGAUAUCUCUCCAACAAUGACCACACAAAUCCUCAGCACCACUCCCUACCCCUUCCCACACACAUCCUCCCUCCAUCCCAGCACAACCGCCCUGGUCCUCAUAGACAUGCAGCGCGACUUUCUGCAUCCAGGUGGCUACCUCGCUUCAUCCGGUUAUUCUAUCACGCGCUUCAGCGAUUUAAUCCCGCGCUUGGCCUCGCUCCUAUCCACCUUCCGGAAAGCGGGCUUCCAUGUGGUGCACACGCGCGAAGGACACGAGGGUCAUCUAGCGACGGUGAGCAGCAGAGAGGCGCAUAGGAGUGCGGUCAAUGGGGCGCAGAUUGGGAGUCGAGGGCCGCUGGGGCGGCUGUUGGUCAGAGGCGAGGAGGGUCAUGAUAUUAUAGCCGAGUUGAAGCCGGUAGAGGGGGAGUUGGUGAUCGACAAGCCCGGCCGUGGUGCCUUUGUGCACACCGAGUUGGAUCUUGCGCUGAGGGUAAAGGGUGUGAAGAAUCUGGUGGUCUGUGGCGUCACGGCAGAUGCAUGUGUAAGUAGUACGGUGAGGGAGGCGAGCGACAGGGGAUAUGACGUCUUGGUCGUCGAAGAUGGGGUCGAAAGUGUCAAUGAAGAGCUGAAAAAGUGGAGUCUGGAGAGUAUCAGGGUAGAGGGUGGGCUGUUUGGGGUAACGGGGAUAUGCAAGGCCGUUGAAGAAGCCGUGGCAAGUUGGGUGGAGGACGCUGCGCAACAUAGCACGGUAACUGAAUGACGAGACGAAACAUCACGAUUUCGCGAUAUGGAGUGCAUUGAACGUGUUUGCAUUGGCUUUGACUAGCCAAAAUGAAGACGGAAGCUUCAUAUAUUGAUCAUUCCCAUACCACCCAUGAUUUUAACGCCGUUGAGACUAAUAGCCGUGACCAGAUCAUAUCCAUAAACAAUGUGUGACGAGAAAUUUAACCACCGAAACCGUAGAGGGUACGGCCCUGGCGCUUAAGAGCGUAGACAACGUCGAGCGAG
Bipolaris sorokiniana ND90Pr is the source of this 1197-nucleotide messenger RNA. RefSeq lists its product as uncharacterized. The transcript has a single exon. The record is from RefSeq and is a predicted model, not a curated record. Lineage: Eukaryota; Fungi; Ascomycota; Dothideomycetes; Pleosporales; Pleosporaceae. The coding region runs from base 224 to 949 and encodes 241 amino acids.